CCUGGAUUGGUGUAGACGAAUUAGUGUCACCCUUUCUCCAGUCGUUUGCCAAACCUUAGUGAACAACUCUGGAAGACGCGCUGUACUAUUCUGGCUCCCGUUUUCAAGUCGAGUUCGUGCAUAAGAUAAAAAUACCUUCAUGGGCAACAAGAGAUUUUGCUAUGGAUGCUGGAAAGGGGCAGAGGAUGAUAAACAGAGCACAAGGAGCUUUGUGGAGGGUUACAGACACAGGGAUUUGCCUAUCAACAGUUUCAAUUUCCUGGGCAAUUCCCACAGACUGCAUCAGCAAUUGUGUACAGCCCUGACGCCUGACUCCAGUUUGCAUUGUGCUGCACAGCGCCAAUGACUCUGGCAUUCGGACCAUGAGUGCCUCUCAAUGGAAGAAUGAUGGAAUGGAUCUAAAUAUGGGCUGUGGGGCUGGCAUGCCACUUUCCUUCCUCUGCCUUGCCCUCCUGCUGUUCCAGCUCUACAGCUUUAAUUGCAAGGGUCACCAGUUUCAAGAACGAGCUUUGCCUGCAACCUUCCAGUUUACACAUUUUCUAUAUAAUGCCACUAUUUACGAGAACUCUGCUGCAAGGACUUAUGCCAACAGUAAAGUUAAAAUGGGGAUAAGCUUGACUGAUCCAUCAUGGGACAUUAAAUACAGAAUUAUUUCUGGAGAUGAAGACAGCUUCUUCAAAGUAGAAGAAGUUUCACUAGGGGAUUUCUGUUUCCUAAGGAUAAGGACUAAGGGAGGUAAUUCUGCCAUACUGAAUAGGGAGGUUCAGAACCACUAUUCACUUGUUGUGAAAGCUGCCAUUAAAGGGGAAGCUCUGGAGGCGUGGACAAAAGUAAAUAUUCAAGUUUUGGAUAUGAAUGAUUUGCGGCCUUUAUUUUCUCCAACAACGUAUUCUGUAACAAUUCCUGAAAACACACCAUUGAGAACAAGUAUUGCUCAGGUGACAGCAACUGAUGCAGAUAUAGGAUCAAAUGGAGAAUUUUAUUACUAUUUUAAAGAUAGAGUUGACAUUUUUGCUGUACAUCCAACUAGUGGUAUUGUUUCUGUCAGUGGCAAACUGAACUAUGAUGAGAGAAGCCAAUAUGACCUAGAGGUUUUAGCAGUGGAUCGUGGAAUGAAACUUUAUGGAAACAAUGGAGUAAGCAGUACAGCAAAGCUAGUCAUUCAUAUUGAUAGGUUUAAUGAACAUGCCCCAACAUUAAGCGUAGUGUCACAUGUUCCUUCCUUGAUGGACAUUGAUCCUAUCUAUGCAAUUAUCACCACAGAUGACCUGGAUGAUGGAAUUAAUGGUGAAAUUGAAUCAGUAUCUAUUGUGGCGGGUGAUCCUUUAGAACAGUUCCAUCUUGUUAGAACUGGGUUAGGAAGCAGGGAAUAUUGGAUAAAGUUAGCAAAGACAGUGAAUUGGGAAGACAUCCCUUAUGGCUAUAAUCUUACUCUUCAAGCAAAAGAUAAGGGAACUCCUCAAAAAUUCUCUGCAGUGAAAAUUGUACAUAUUAAAAAUCUGGAGGAAAAUGAAAACCAAGUAUCCUUUGCAGAGGAUGCCUAUGAAGUGAAAGUGAAUGAAUUUGCUCCCCCUGGAGUAGUAGUUGUUGCUGUUAAGCUAAAGCCUGAACCACAGAAUGUGAAAUAUAAUCUUGGUGAAACUGAAGAUGCUCAGUAUUUCUCCAUUAAUCCUCAUACUGGCCUGGUCACCACGACACAGCAUAUACGCAUCCUUGAGAGAGAGUAUUUCAUAUUGGAGGUGAUGAGCAAUGUCAGUGAAAUGAAAGUUCAAGUUGUGAUAAAAGUAGAAGAUGCCAAUGAUCAUACACCAGAAUUUCAUCAACUAUCAUACGAGACAUCAAUCAAUGAGAGCAUGCCUAUUGGUAGCAGUGUUUUAGUUGUUACUGCGACUGAUAAUGAUCAAGGAGAAAAUGGAUAUGUGACAUACAGCAUUCGCAGCCUGAACCCAUUACCUUUUGUAAUAAACCAGUUUACAGGUAUCAUCAGCACAAGUGAACUGCUGGAUUUUGAGUCUUCACCUCGGAGUUAUAGGUUUUUUGUUCGGGCGUCAGAUUGGGGUUCACCUUAUCGACGUGAGAAUGAAGUAAAUGUAACUGUAAAUGUGGAAAAUGUGAAUGACAAUAAGCCCCUCUUUGAAAAAGUGGACUGCCGAGGAGUGAUUUCCCAUGAGUUUCCUGUUGGGGAACAAAUAACUACAGUCUCAGCUAUUGAUGUUGAUGAACUGGAAUUGGUAAAAUAUAGGAUAGUCUCUGGCAAUGAACUUGGAUUCUUUGACCUAAAUUCUGACUCCGGUGUGCUUUUCCUGUCAAAAACAUUGGACAGUGCAAAUCCAAAAGAUGGCCGCUUUACACUUCAGAUAACAGCUACGGAUGGAGAGAAUAUUGCUGAUCCUAUGUUUCUUAAUAUUUCAUUGGUAGAUGGUAAGCCAACUACGAAGGACUAUUCGUGCAGAGAAACUGGAGUUGCGAAGAGACUAGCUGAAAAAUUGCUCAAAAUGGUAAAAGUAAACAAUAAGCCAAAAAUGGAGGACUUAUUCCUCGAUCUCUAUUCAAUUAACAGGCAGUCGCCACAGUUUGAUAAAUCAUUUCCUUCUGAAGUAGCCAUUAAGGAAGAUCUUCCCAUUGGCAGUACUAUUGUUAAGAUCCCAGCCUCUGAUGCAGAUAGUAGCUUCAAUGGCAAAGUUGUAUACACCAUCUCUGAUGGCAAUGUUGAUAGUUGUUUUAAUAUUGAAAUGGAAACAGGAUGGCUAACAGUUCUGAUGCCAAUGGAUCGUGAAUUAACUGAUAAAUACAUUCUUAACAUCACUAUUUAUGAUUUGGGGUCUCCUCCAAACUCUGCCUGGAGACUGAUGACGAUUCAUAUUCAGGAUGCUAAUGAUAACAAGCCUCGUUUUUUGCUGGAAAGUUACUCCGUUAGCAUUCCAGAGGAUACAGUUAUUGGUACAGAAAUAGUUCAGAUUGAGGCUACGGAUGAAGAUUUGGCUUGCAACAGUGAAAUAAUUUACACACUAUUAACACACACACCCCAGUUUGCUAUUAAUGCCUCAACUGGCAUUGUUUAUGUCACUGAGUUGCUUGAUCGGGAAUUGAUUGCUAACUGUACUCUGAAAGUAGAAGCCCGUGACCAAGCUGACUCUGGUCCUCAACUAUAUUCUGUGGUAGAUCUGGAGAUCAUUUUUGUGGAUGUUAAUGAUAAUGCUCCCCAUUUUGUUCCUUCAAGUUAUUUUGUUAGGGUGCUUGAAGAUAUGCCUGUCAGUGCUGUGGUAACAUGGCUUGAAGCUCAUGAUCCUGACCUCGGUUUAGGUGGUCAAGUGCGCUAUUCUUUGGUGAAUGAUUAUAAUGGGAAGUUUGAAAUUGACCGAAUCAAUGGAGCUGUACGUCUUUCAAAAGAGCUGGACUUCGAAAAACAGCAAUUCUACAAUCUGACAAUUCGUGUUAAAGAUAAAGGCCGGCCCAUAUCAUUGUCCUCAGCAUCUUUUAUAGAAAUUGAAGUAGUUGAUGUGAAUGAAAAUCUUUAUGCACCACAGUUUUCGGAAUUUGCUACAAUGGCAUCUGUGAAGGAAAAUGCACCAGUUGGGACAAGUGUUCUGCAAGUGACAGCAAAAGAUGGUGAUGAUGGAAGGGAUGGACAGAUUCGGUACUCUAUCCGGGAUGGCAGUGGUCUUGGUCGUUUCACUGUAAAUGAGAACACAGGUGUUAUUAAUACAGCUGAUGUACUCGAUCGUGAAACAACUUCAUCCUAUUGGCUGACUGUGUAUGCUACUGACUAUGGAGUUGUUCCGCUAUUUUCAUCUAUUGAGAUCUACAUUGAGAUUGAAGACAUAAAUGACAAUGCGCCAAUAUGUUCUCAACCUAUUUAUCAUCCGUCAAUUAUGGAAAAUUCUCCCAAAGAUGUUCCCAUUGUUCAGAUUCAGGCCUAUGAUCCAGACUCCAGUUCUAGUGAUAAAAUGACCUUUAGGAUUACAAGUGGGAAUCCCCAGAAUUUCUUUACUAUUAACCUGAAGACAGGUCUGAUCAUGACUACAUCAAGGAAACUGGAUCGAGAACAGCAAGCAGAACAUGUUCUGGAGGUAAUGGUGACAGAUGGCAGUUCUUCUCCAAAGUACUCCACUGUGUGGGUGAUGGUACAUGUGUUGGAUGAGAAUGAUAACAAGCCCCUGUUUCCUCAGAAAGUAUAUCAAAUUAAACUUCCAGAACGGGACCGCAAAAAACGGAGUGAGCCAAUUUAUAGAACAUUUGCAUUCGAUAAGGACAAAGGCCCCAAUGCAGAAAUCUCCUAUAGCAUCGUGGAUGGAAAUGAUGAUGGGAAGUUUUUUAUUGAUCCUAAAACUGGGAUGGUGUCUUCCAGAAAACAGUUUUCAGCUGGAAACUAUGACAUCCUAACUAUAAAGGCAGUGGACAAUGGAAGACCACAGAAGUCUUCUACUGCACGUUUGCAUAUUGAGUGGAUUAAGAAACCAGAACCAUCUUCCACUCCCCUUAGUUUUGAUGAACCAUUUUACAACUUUACAGUGAUGGAAAGUGACAGAGUGAAUGAAAUUGUAGGUGUGGUCACAGUUCAACCAAGUAACAUACCUCUUUGGUUUGAUAUUGUGGGUGGAAAUUAUGAAAGUGUAUUUGAAAUAGAGAAGGGUGUUGGCACACUUGUUAUCGCAAAGCCGCUGGAUACUGAGCACAGGGCCACAUAUAAUAUGACUGUGGAAGUCACAGAUGGAACAAACUCAGCUACCACGCAGGUAUUUGUCAGAAUACUUGACAAUAAUGAUAAUGGACCUGUCUUCUCCAAGCCAAGCUAUGAUGUUACUAUUUCUGAAGAUGCUGCCAUAAAUACUGAAAUUCUACACAUCAAAGCUACUGACAGGGAUGAGAAAAGCAAGUUAACAUACUCCAUACACAGCAGUAUAGAUCCCAUAAGUCUGCAUAAAUUUCAUCUUGAUCAUAGUACGGGAAUGUUGAGCAUAGCUGAAAAGUUGGAUCAUGAAGCACAGGCUCAGCAUAGUUUAACUGUAAUGGUCCGAGAUCAAGAAUUCCCAUAUCGACGUAAUUUGGUACGAGUUAUAAUAAAUGUAGAUGAUGCCAACGAUCACGUCCCCUACUUCACUAGUGCUGUGUAUGAUGGUUCAGUUUUUGAGUCUGCUACCUUUGGCUCUGCUGUUCUGCAAGUUACAGCCCUGGACAAGGACAAAGGUCAAAAUGCUGAACUACUGUACAGUAUUGAAAGUGGAAACAAUGAAAAUACUUUUAAAAUUGAACCAGUUUUGGGAAUUAUUACUGUUUCUAAAGAACUUGAUCUCUCAUCCCUUGGACAGUACGUUUUGACUGUUAAAGCUUCUGAUCAAGGCUUCCCAGCACUUUCUGCUACUGCAAUUGUACAUGUCUCUGUGACUCUUUCGGACAAUGCACAACCGAAGUUCCUUGAGAAAGAAUACACAAUCGAGAUCAAUGAAAAUGCCCGUACUGGGACUUCAGUGAUUAUGAUCUCAGCAGUGAGUAAAUCCAGUAUAGUUUAUGAAAUAAGAAGUGGAAAUCCAGAAAGUGUCUUCACAAUAAACCCUUAUUCUGGAGUCGUUAGUGUUCAGAAAGCGCUUGAUUAUGAGCACAUUCCCUUCUAUCAGCUGAUUGUUCAGGCAUCCAAUAUGGCAGGAAUGUCUUCAAAUGUUACCGUCAGUAUUCAUGUUGUUGAUGAAAAUGACAAUCUUCCAAUAUUUCUGCAUUCACAGUACUCUGGCAGCAUUAGUGAGGCUGCUCCAGUCAACAGUGCUGUGUUGAUUACUGGCAACAAACCACUUGUUAUAAGAGCCGCUGAUGCUGAUUGUAACCAGAAUGCAUUGCUUGUCUAUCAAAUUGUUGAAUCUACGGCAAAGAAAUAUUUUUCAGUUGAUUCAAAUACAGGUGCAGUCAGGACUAUAGCACAUCUAGAUCAUGAAACGAUUCCAAUUUUCCAUUUUCAAGUGCAUGUCAGAGACAGCGGAAGUCCACAGCUCAUAGCUGAAACUCCGGCAGAGGUUACCAUUUAUGUGAGUGACGUCAAUGACUCUCCACCAAAAUUCAGCCAAGACGUUUAUGAAGCUGUUCUUCUUCUGCCAACAUAUAGUGGUGUUGAGGUUCUCACUGCGUCAGCCACAGAUCCAGAUUUUCAAAUAUUAUCAGAAUUAACUUAUACACUGACUGAUGGAAAUACAGGAAACUAUUUCUUGAUUGAUCUGAAAAGUGGAUUGGUCACUGUAAGGAAUCACACUCUUAUUGAAGAACUCUAUAGACUUACUGUUCGUGUAUCUGACGGGACUUUCAGCAGCACAGCUCUGAUAAAAAUAAGAGUGAAAGAUGCAAUUGACAGUGGUCUGCAAUUCACUCAAAGUUUCUAUUCUUCUUCCAUCUUGGAGAAUAGCACGGAAAUAAAAAAAGUAGCAGUGGUAAAUGCAGUGGGUAACAUGCUUAAUGAGCCACUGAAAUAUCGGAUACUGAAUCCUGGUGACAAGUUUACAAUUAAAUCUACUUCAGGAAUUGUGCAAACAAAGCCUGUGUCAUUUGACAGGGAAGAACAAGAGUUUUAUGAGUUAGUAGUGGAAGCAAGUCGUGAGCAUGAUCCCUGGUGUGUUGCAAGAGUAGUCAUUCAAGUCCAGGUUGAAGAUAUUAAUGAUAAUCCCCCAGUAUUUAUAGGCCUGCCUUAUUAUGCUGCUGUUCAGGUUGAUGCAGAACAAGGUGCUAUUAUUUAUCACAUUACAGCUGUUGAUCAUGACAAGGGUAAAAAUGGGGAGGUAACUUAUUUUCUUAGGGAUGGAUAUGGUCACUUUGAGAUUAAUCAAUAUACAGGUAUUGUUAUGUUAAAGAAACCGUUUGAAUUUGAUUUAUCCAAUGUUGAAUAUAAUGUUAUAGUCAUUGCCAAAGAUGGAGGUUCUCCUUCUCUUUCCACAUUUGCGGAACUGCCUAUCACAGUAGUUAACAAAGCAAUGCCUGUCUUUGAAAAACCCUUUUAUUCAAGAACUGUAAAUGAAGACAUACAGGCGUUCACCCCCGUCCUCAGUAUCAAUGCAUCAAGUCCUGAAGGUCAAAAUCUAAUAUAUACCAUUACUGAUGGAAAUUCCUUAAAUCAAUUCAGUAUAAAUUUUGAUACAGGCGUCAUUAGUGUCAUUCGCCCUCUGGACUAUGAAACUGAAUCCAGCUAUAAAAUAACUGUUAAGACAACAGACUCUCUAACAGGUGCUCAUGCUGAGGUGACUGUGGAUAUAUCUGUAAUCGAUGUUAAUGACAACCCUCCAGUUUUUGAAAAAACUAAGUAUGAAGCAACCCUUUCUGAAUCCUCAAUGGUUGGAACCCCCGUACUGCAAGUCAUAGCUUUGGAUGCAGAUUCUGAAAACGGAAGACUAAUACGCUAUCAGAUUGUCCAGGACAAUUUAAACAGCACAGACUACUUUCACAUAGACAGCACAAGUGGAUUGAUUUUAACAUCGCGCAUGCUAGACUAUGAGCUCAUUCAACAAUAUAAUUUUAUAGCCAGAGCAACAGACAGUGGCAUUCCCCCAAUGAGCACUGACGUCCCAGUUGUUGUUUAUGUAACUGAUAUGAAUGAUAGCCCCCCAGUCUUCAACCAGCUUCUCUACGAGUCCUAUGUGAAUGAGCUUGCACCACGUGGUCAUUUUGUAACAUGCGUCCAGGCAUCUGAUGCAGAUAGCUCUGAUGCUGAGAAAUUAGAGUACAGUAUCCUAUCUGGUAAUGAUCAUAUGAAUUUUGUCAUGAACAACAAAAGAGGCAUUAUUACGCUUUCCAACCAUCGCAAGCAAAGAAUGGAUUCUGGGUACAACUUGAAUGUUUCUGUAUCAGAUGGGGUUUUUACUAGCACUGCUCAAGUGCACAUCAGUGUACUUGGUGCGAAUUUAUAUAGUCCUGUCUUUUCAAGCAAUGUGUAUGUGGUGGAAAUGAGAGAGAACUCUGCCAUUGGAAGCAAGGUGAUUCAGGCAAUGGCUACUGAUGGAGAUUCGGGAGAAUAUGGGAACAUUAAUUACUUUAUAGUGAAUGAUUUUGCAAGAGAUCGGUUCUCUAUUAAUUCUGCAGGUCAGAUUAUUGUAACUGAAAAGCUAAACAGAGAAUUUCCUCUGGAGAGAGAGAUUAAUGUUACAGUGAUGGCUGUCGAUGGUGGUGGUAGAGCAGCAUAUUGCACUGUGAAAGUCAUUCUGGUGGAUGACAAUGACAAUGCUCCCCAGUUUAUGGCCUCAGAAUACAGGACAAGUGUCAAAGCAGAUGUGACAAAAGGGUCGUUGAUCAUCCAGGUGGAGGCCUUUGAUCUGGAUGAACAGGAAAAUGCAAAGAUCAUAUACUCAUUGUAUUGUGAAGAAUCAGAUUAUGUAGAAACUGCAGUAGACAUCGAUCAUGAAACUGGAUGGAUUGUCACAAAGGGAAAUUUUGACCAUUUAGAAAAUACAGUUCUUUCCUUCUUUGUAAAAGCUUCAGAUGGUGGUAUCCCAAUGCGAAGUGUUCUUGUUCCUGUAUAUUUUCAUGUGCUUCCUCCUGAAACAGAUCUUCCAGCUUUUUUGCAGCAUCAGUAUGCAUUCGUGCUACCAGAGGAUACCCCUAUAGGAAGUACAGUUGGUACAAUCCAAGUUUUGCCUCGCCAGAAUCUUUUGUUUAGCAUAAUUAACGGAGGAUUGUCAAAAAAUAAUCAAGAUGGAAUAUUUGUGAUCGAUUCACACACUGGCAUUUUAAAACUGGACAAGAGACUUGAUUAUGAAGCAACUCCUUCUUAUAAGUUUUUGGUCACAGUCACAGUGCACAAUGGGAGAACGGACAUCAUUUUAACAACUAAUGUUAAAAUUGAAGUUGUGGAUUUGAAUGACAACAAACCUAUCUUUCAGACCAAUCCAUAUGAGGCUACGGUCAUGGAAGGUAUGCCUAUAGGCACCAAAGUAAUUCAAAUCCAAGCAGUUGAUGCAGAUUCAGGAGUUAAUGGACAAGUUGUAUACAGCUUGCUGCCAGCAGGUCAGUCAGAACUUGAAGAGGUUACAGAAAUAUUUGCUAUUGACAGCAACAGUGGCUGGAUCAGAACACUUAAAGACCUUGACCAUGAAAAGCAUCCAACCUACACUUUUACAGUGGUAGCUUUGGACAAUGGUGAGAUGAUGUCUCUGUCCUCAACAGCGAUAGUUCAAGUAGUUGUGACUGACAUAAAUGACAAUGCUCCAAAUUUUGUGAAUGACAUAUAUAGGGGAUCUGUUAGAGAAAGUGAUUCACCUGGUGAAGUUAUUGCAGUCCUUAGCACAAGAGAUGAUGACACGUCUGAAAUCAACUGCCAAGUCAGCUAUCAUAUUACAGGAGGAAAUGAUAAAGGGAAAUUUGCCCUAGGCCUGGUGCAGAAUGAGUGGAAAGUCUAUGUAAAGAGACCACUGGAUCGCGAAGAACAGGAUAUUUAUUUUCUGAAUAUCACAGCUACAGAUGGACUUUUUGUAUCAAGAGCAGUGGUAGAAAUCAGAGUGCUGGAUGCUAAUGAUAACAGUCCAGUCUGUGAUCAAGUCACUUAUACAGAGACAAUUUUGGAAGACAUUACACCAAAUAAAGUUAUUCUAAGGAUUGGUGCUCAUGAUGUUGAUGUUGGGUCUAAUGCAGAAAUACGGUAUUCUUUGCAUGGAACUGGCUCAGAAAAAUUUUUCCUGGAACCAGAAUAUGGUGAACUGAAAACAUUAUCAGUUUUAGACCGUGAGGAAACUCAAGUAUAUAAUUUGAUUGCCAGAGCAACAGAUGGUGGUGGGCGCUACUGCCAGUCAGGAAUAGUUCUGUUAUUGGAGGAUGUGAAUGACAAUCCACCUAUAUUUUCCUCCAAUCAUUAUACUCAGUCUGUUUAUGAAAACACAGCAAUAAAGGCUUUGCUGGCAAAGGUUGAAGCAACAGAUCCAGAUACAGGCCCAAACAGAGAUGUAGAAUAUGUACUUGUUGACUCUGCUGAUGGAUUUUUCUCCAUUGAUAAGUAUUCUGGAAUCAUCAGUCUGGAAAAGGCAUUGGAUAGAGAGCAGCAAGCAUUAUACAAUCUCACCAUCAAAGCUACAGAUCAAGGAAUAUCAAGGAAACUCUCAGCUUUCACCAUGGUUUCUAUCGUUGUGUUGGACAUCAAUGAUAAUCCACCAGUUUUUGAGAGGCGAGACUAUCUAGCCACAAUUGCGGAAGAUGUAGGCUUGGGAACUGAGAUUUUAGUUUUGUAUGCUGCCAGCAAGGACAUUGGUGCAAAUGCAGAAAUUACGUACAAUAUUAGAUCUGGUAAUGAACAUGGAAAAUUCAAAAUUGAUCCUCAAAAAGGAAUUGUUUCUAUAAUUGAAUAUCUCGACUAUGAAACUUGUAAGGGUUACUACCUUACAGUUGAAGCCAGAGAUGGAGGCUCUCCUUCACUGAGCGCAGUCACUACAGUAAAUGUCAAUAUAACAGAUGUCAAUGAUAAUGCACCAGAGUUCAGUAGAGAAGUAUACAAUGCUGUUAUCAGUGAAGAUGCAUCUAUCGGAGACUCGGUCAUUAAGGUUCUGGCAGAAGAUUGUGAUAGUCAGAUCAAUGCACAGAUUCAUUUUUCCAUUGUGAAUGGAGACCCAGACAACUACUUCAAUAUUAGUCCAGUCACAGGCUUAAUCAAGGUCAAAGAGCGACUUGAUAGAGAAAAAAUAUCAGGGUAUUCAUUAACUGUGCAAGCCAAAGACAGUGGAACACCUUCCAUGUCAUCUACAGUUACUGUGAAUAUCGAUGUCUCAGAUAUUAAUGAUAAUCCUCCUGAUUUCAUCCCAGCAAAUUAUUCAGCUGUCAUUCAGGAAAAUAAAUCUGUGGGCACCAAUAUCCUGCACCUUUCAGUGACUGACAAGGACUCUUCCCACAAUGGGCCUCCGUUCACAUUCACGAUAGUUGCUGGAAAUGAUGGGAAUGAAUUUGUUUUAGAUCAACAAGGGGUUCUGAGAUCUGCAAUUGUGUUUAAACAGAGGGAUGCAACAGAAUACCUUCUGCAUGUGCAGGCUCAGGACUCUGGCAAGCCACCACUGUCGUCUUCCACCUAUAUCCUUGUUAAUGUGAUUGAAGAAAGCAUUCAUAAACCAACUGCUAUUCCACUUGAAAUUUUUAUUUCCACAAUAGAGGAUGAGUUUCCAGGAGGUGUAAUUGGGAAGAUCCAUGCUACUGAUCAAGAUAUGUAUGACAUCCUUACCUAUGGCUUAAAGUCAGACCAAAGAAGUCUGUUCACUAUAAAUAGCCAAGAUGGGAAGAUUAUUGCACUUGAUGGACUGGACAGUGGCAAUUAUAUUUUGAAUGUGUCUGUCAGUGAUGGGCGCUUCACUGUACCUGUUGAAGUUGUAGUUCAUGUUGAGCAGGUGACUCAGGAUAUGUUAAACAAUGCGAUAAGUAUUCAAUUCAAAAACAUCUCUCCUGAAGAUUUUGUUGGACUUCACCUCCAUGGAUUUAGACAGAGCCUUCGGAACAUUAUUGCUGCCCAAAAGCAAGAUACCCUUCAUAUCAUUAGUAUCCAGCCAGUUGCAGCCACACAGCAACUUGAAGUUUUGUUGGCAGUACAAAUGUAUAGAAAUGGGUUUUACAGAUCUUCUUAUUUGAUUCAGAAGCUUAGCAAUGCAAAAAAUGACCUAGCAAAUGAUCUCCAUAUUUCCACUAUAAUGGAUAAGAGCUGCUCUGGUGAGGAGUGCAAAGAACAGUAUUGUGAGCAGGUGACUGCUGCAGAAACACAAUCCAUGAUGACCUACAGCACUGCAAGGAUUAGCUUUGUGUCCCCCAGAUACUUCAGGGAUGCAACUUGCACUUGCAAUGGUGACAUAUGUCCUAUUGUUUCUGAUGCUUGCCAAGACAAACCUUGCCCAAAUGACAUGCAUUGUGUUCAAGGAGGUGUAGGACAAGGACCAUAUACCUGUCAGUGUCCACCAGGAAAUUUGGGAGAAUGUUCAGGUCAUGCAUCCCUUAGCUUUGCUGGAAACAGCUACAUUAAGUAUCGGGUGGCAGAGAACAGUAAAAGAGAUGAACUGAAAUUGGGGCUGCAUUUGAGAACACUGCAGAGUAAUGGAAUAAUAAUGUAUGCUGAAGGAGAUUAUUGUGUCAUCCUAAAGAUUGUGGAUGGAAAACUCUGGUUUCAAUUGGACUGUGGGAAUGGGCCUGGCAUUGUGGGAAUUUCUGGCAGAACAGUUAACGAUGGGAAUUGGCACACUGUCUUUCUGGAUCUCAACAAGAAUUUUACAAGCCUUGCACUUGAUGACAGCUAUGUGGAGCGUCGAUGGGCUCCUUUCAACGUUCACAUACUCAGUAUUGAUAACUACAUCUACUUUGGGGCCCAGGUUCCAGCUGCUCAUGGCUUGUUAAGCCAUAAGAGUGCACAGGUUCUUGGUGGGUUUCAAGGAUGCCUGGACUCUGUUGUCCUUAAUGAUAACCAGUUGCCACUCCAAAACAAGCACAGUCACUUUGCUGAAGUGGUUGGCCUGACAGAACUGAAACUCGGCUGUGUCUUGUAUCCAGACACUUGUGCAGGAGAACCAUGCCAGAAUGGAGGAAAUUGUAUAAGCCAGCCAUCUGGUGGUUAUCAGUGCAGCUGUCUGCCACAGUUUACAGGAAACCAAUGUGAAAUUGAAGUUACAUCCUGCUUCCCAAACCCCUGUCAGAAUGGGGGCUCCUGCAAUCCAUUAGGCAGUGAUUUUGCCUGCAACUGCAAAGAAGGAUUUAUGGGUUUGAUGUGUGAAGAGGACAUCGAUGAAUGUAACACAGAAGAGUGCCAAAAUGGAGGAACGUGCUUAAAUACCUUGGGCUCAUUCCAGUGCAACUGUACUUCAGGAUAUAUAGGGCUGUACUGUGACCUCAGGCCAGUUGUGGUGCCCAAUAUACAACCUGGACAUCCCUAUGUUGGCAAAGAGGAAUUUAUCGGAAUAGCUGUGAUCUUACUAGUUCUGAUGAUACUGGUGAUACUUUUUGCAAUUUUUCGAAAGAAGGUCUUCAAAAAGCAUGCACGUAACAAUAUGACUGUAGUGCAGGACCCUGCAACUGCUGCUCUGCUUAAUAAGCCUAAUGGUAUUCAGUUCAAAGGUAUUAGGAAUAAUGGUGACAGUCGUAAGAUUUACCAAGAAACUGGAGGUCCUCCUCAAGUGCCAGUGAGGCCUAUGGCAUACACACCAUACUUCCAUAGUGAUUCAAGAAACAAUUUAGACAAAAUUGAUGGAAUGCAGAUGGAGCAUCAAGAAAUGAGCACCUUUCACCCUGAAUCGCCUCAACUUCUAACUACACGUAGAGGCGUUGUUGUGUGCAGUGUGGCCCCAAAUCUCCCUACAGUUACUCGAUCUGUCUCUGCCUAUGAUUCAUUAAGAAAAAAUACCUGGGAUAGAGAUAGAGAUGGAAAAGCGGACAUUAUUGAGGAUGCAGCGGGCUUUACUGGAAGUACAAAAGGUAGCAAUUCUGAGGUGCAGUCACUCAAUUCCUUCCAGUCUGACUCAUGUGAUGACAAUGUGUCCCUUGCCGAGGAGGGGCAGAACUACAACAGAGCAUAUCAUUGGGAUACCUCAGACUGGAUGCCAAGCACUCGACUACCAAAUAUUGAAGAAGUACCACAUUAUGAAGCAGCAGAUACUGCCCCUGUGCAUCAUGAGAAUACGCGAUCAUUAGACGCUGACUACUACCUCGGUGGAUAUGACAUAGACAGUGACUUUCCACCUCCUCAAGAUGAGGAAUUCCUGGGCCAGGAUCAACUUCCUCCUCCCUUGCCAGAGGAUUACCAGGAUCAAUACGAGAUCAUCCAGUCACCCCAGACCACAUCCACAUUGAACGCUUUAAACUCCAAUGGCAGAAGACCACACUUCCAUCCCAGCCAGUACCUUCCGCCUCACCAGUUGCCUGCAGGAGAGCCUGUUGGUAUCCAGGAUGAGACUGGCUAUGGUGCAUUCCCUGCAGGUUCAAACCAAGACUUGGAUAAAGUGAUUAGGGACAAUAUAUCAAUGCCCGUACUUGCAUCAACAAAUGCAUCAUCUUCAGAUAUGUCGAUGAGCUGUGGUUUUGAUGAUUCUGAAGUAGUGAUGAGUGACUACGAGAGUGAUGAUGAACUUAAUUUUGAUAAUAUUCAUAUCUCUUUUGUAGAAUCUCAAUAUCAGACACAGGUGUGACAACUACAUGGGCCACUUCAGAGCUAAAAAUGAACAAUUUAGCUACACUGGAAGUAAAGAGAUGCAGUUGCAGGAAGAUGAAGAGCUUUCCAUUACUCAUUUGCAUCCGCAUGGAACUGAUGAACAAAGUAAAUUAGAAUGAGUUGCUUUCUGCUAAUUGGGUACAAAUUUCACGACAUAAUACCCACAAAAUACUCCUUCCAAUAUAUCUACAAAUAAGAUUUCUUUUCAUGAAUGAGUUUCAUUUAUUUGUAAUAGUCAUGUUAUGGUUUCAAGCUAAGUCACUAUUGGAGUUGUAAGUGCAGAAAAGAAUCCUGGAUGAUAUUUUAACAUAUUGUUCCUGUGGAAACUCAUUUGAUACUGUUAGGUUAAGUGAUUUUCUGAUGCUAUAAAAUACUAAUCAACAGUAAUAGUCUAUGUAAGCAUUCCCCAAUGCAGUGCUUAAGAGACAAAGUAACUAGUAAUGGCACUUUCGGGAAAUAAUAUAAAUUAAAUUUACUGGACUCCUAACACAUAUUGCUAUAGUCUAGUAGUAUACUAGCAAGGCAUCAGUUGUCUAGGAGAAGGGCAGUACAUAUUUAGCAAUCCAUCUUGCAUAAUUUAAUUCUGACUGUUCACUUCCUUGCUGGUUACAGUAUCAAUCAUAUUUGCGCACAGUCCUGAAGUAAUUGACUCACUGCAGUAAGGUUAAAGCAGUGAAAUGAAGUAGAAUAGUAACCACUUAAAAAAAAAAAGCCAACCCAAAAUACCUAACCAAAAUAAAGCUCGCACCUCUUCUCUGCUCUUACAAAUUAUCUAAUUGCUAUAGCAUUUCUACCAUGUUGUAUUCCUAUAUCAAAGCACAUAGAAUGUAACAUGAGAAAUCAAUCUGCUAAGUACACUUGCAAAUACAGUGGAGUCAAGUUAUUUAAAUGUUAAAACAAGUAUGAAGGGAAAUGGGAAUGUCAAUUCAUAUGUGAAUAAAUAGAAUUGCACUGCUGGCUAGAAUUGAUGUAUAUUUGGAAUUAAAAAUGCAUUUUUAUUGAUCUUGUCUAAGGAGCUAUUUGACAAGCUCAUGUGUUUUGACAAUGAGAAAGGUGCACUGUGAGAUGUAUUUGCUUAAUGUAAAGGUCUUGCAACAAAACCUUUGGAAUUAAAUAUACAAGCCACUUUUGUACUUUUGAGUUUUUACAUAAUGAUAAGGUCAGACAUAUUAAUGCAGGAUUCCAUCCUUACAAGUAAUAUCUGCUGUAAUCAUAUAAUCUUCGGUUGUCCUGAAAAUUCAGUAGCCUACAAAGUAACUUUUCAAAGUCAUGUGAUUGGAAAUAUAAAUUUUAAAUCUUGCAAAUAUUUCAAACUCAGAUUAGGCCAGAAUUUAGGUUGGUAAAUUUUAAAUUCACUUUCUGAAAUUUCUAAACAGUAAUGAAUGUAUUUCUAUUACAAAUUAUUUUACUUGCACAUUAUGCAAAGCUUUUUGCAAUUUAAUAAUUGAUUCAAUUAUGCUUUUGGCCUGUGAGAAAGGUCAAUGAUUCCCCAUACAGUAUUAUCUCUGGUAAUACAGGGUUAAUCAGUUUUGUGAAAGCAUACUUAUACAUGCAGUGAAAAGAAUUUGCACGUAGAUUAACAGCUGGAAUUUAAUUCUGAUCUAGCCUAAGUCACACAAGUUGCUUAUUGGGGAACUUUGAUCUGAUUCAGUCCAGUUUCUACAAGUUGCGCUUUCCACAUUAGCCUGCUUUUAAGUUCAUAACUUGAAUAAAAUGUGAAGAAUUUCUAUUUUUUCAUCCAUCUUUAGAGUCUGGCAAAAGCUAACCUGUCAUGGAUAUCCCAUAAUAGGUUUACAUCUCAACUGUUCUUCAUUCAUUUAUAUGUAAAUUAUCUUAAGUAGCUGUGGGUCUAUGAAACUUAUUUUAGAAAAUUGUGAAAUUUGAUACACCUAUAGAUUUAUAAGCUUUUGUAGUAUUACAUGGUCGUCAUGUUGUGUAUUAUUUUUACUUGCUAUUAACAGGCUUUGUAAAGAUGUAAGUUUAUGUGUUUAAAAAGUUUGUACAAAGUGUACAUAGAUAUAGAUUGGGUUGUUUAAAUUUUGCAAGCAUUUGUAGAUAUUUGUAGAUAAUGUGUUCUGGGAUGCCUUGAAUUUCUUUUUCUGAUAAAGGUGUAUUAUCAAUCCAAAGCAGAGAUUGAUUAACAUUGUUGGACUAUAUCUAAAGAAGAAAAAGUAUCAAAUGGUUCAACAAAAUCCAAUCACUUCAUUUUGAUAACCCAAAUACUAAUUUUACUGUUGCUGAAGAUUAUCAAUGAGGUAAAACAAAAUAGACUUCAAAUAAUGUCUUGCAAUAAACUCAGCAAGUCCAGUUUUUCUUGAAUUUUGAGGUCGCACAAGACAAUGUUCUAAGGGUUGUGUUUUUGAUAGCUACUGUGAAUAAGCCAAGUCAUUGUCAAAACAUGGCUAAAUAGCGCAAAAGAACAAGUUUUUUCCGUGUUAACAAAAGGAAAACAGAUGUCAGCAGAACUUGAUCCGUUUCGAUGAUCAGCUGUGUAAUCAGUGUUGUUGGCAGUAUUAAAAAAAAGUGUAGUACUUUAUGAUGACUCAAUUGUUGUCCAUUGUACAAAUUGAUUUUUAACUGCCUCUACAUUUCUUAAGUGGAUGUAACAAUAAAUUGUGUUUUUAAUUAG
Molecule: messenger RNA, 16751 nt
Organism: Rhincodon typus (whale shark)
Lineage: Eukaryota; Metazoa; Chordata; Chondrichthyes; Orectolobiformes; Rhincodontidae
Gene: fat3a
Product: FAT atypical cadherin 3a
Exons: 29
Coding region: 363-14099 (4578 amino acids)
Biological process (GO): homophilic cell-cell adhesion
Cellular component (GO): plasma membrane
Molecular function (GO): calcium ion binding
Source: RefSeq, a predicted model, not a curated record